Messenger RNA from Carica papaya (papaya), 2160 nucleotides. RefSeq names its product D-3-phosphoglycerate dehydrogenase 2, chloroplastic-like. The record is from RefSeq and is a predicted model, not a curated record. Gene Ontology annotation, biological process: L-serine biosynthetic process. NCBI's taxonomy places the organism in Eukaryota, Viridiplantae, Streptophyta, Magnoliopsida, Brassicales, Caricaceae. Gene Ontology annotation, cellular component: chloroplast stroma. Gene Ontology annotation, molecular function: phosphoglycerate dehydrogenase activity; NAD binding.
UUGGGGCUCAAUUUCCUAUUAAUACACACACCAUUCCAAUAACUUUUGAGGUGCAUAACACAAAACAAAUCCAAUCAGACAACAAUGGCUGCUUCUUCUUCUUCUUCUUUCUUUGCUUCUUCCAUUUUCUCCUCCCUCUCCGCCACCUCCUCCUCCUCCUCCUCCUCCUCAUCUCGUCUCCCCUUCCUCCCUACCAACUCAUCCUCGGCGCUUUUCCGAAAGUUGACCGCUCAUCAUCUUUCAAAACGGACUGUAUUAACAGUGAACGCAGUGAAAACUACAGAAUCGCCGGUCCUGCAAUCGCCGCAGAAGGUGAAAGAUGAGAUACGGACACGACCGGUGAUUUUGGUGGCGGAGAAGCUAGGAGAGAAGGGAUUGGAGUUGUUACGGGGCUUCGGAGAGGUGGAGUGUGCGUACGAUCUGAAACCAGAGGAGCUAUGCACGAAGAUCUCGGAGUGCGACGCGCUGAUCGUGAGGAGCGGGACGAAGGUGAGCCGGGAGGUGAUGGAGGCGGCGAAAGGGAGACUGAAAGUCGUGGGAAGAGCGGGAGUUGGGAUUGACAAUGUGGAUCUGCAAGCUGCGACGGAGUUAGGUUGCUUGGUGGUAAAUGCGCCGACGGCUAACACCGUAGCUGCGGCGGAGCAUAGCAUUGCAUUGCUCGCUUCAAUGGCAAGAAAUAUCCCUCAGGCUGAUGCCUCCGUCAAAGCUGGGAAAUGGCAAAGAAACAAGUAUGUGGGCGUGUCUAUGGUUGGAAAGACAUUGGCAGUGAUGGGAUUUGGAAAAGUAGGAUCAGAAGUUGCAAGACGUGCAAAAGGGCUAGGCAUGAACGUGAUUGCCCACGACCCAUAUGCCCCUGCCGAUAGAGCCCGUGCCAUUGGAGUGGAUUUGGUGUCCUUCGAACAAGCAAUCGCAGCGGCAGACUUCAUCUCUCUCCACAUGCCUCUCACUCCAUCCACUAGCAAGAUUUUCAACGACCAAUGUUUUGCAACCAUGAAGAAGGGAGUUCGUAUUAUCAAUGUCGCCAGGGGUGGAGUCAUUGAUGAAGAUGCAUUGCUCCGAGCACUCCUUUCUGGAAUUGUAGCUCAGGCAGCAUUAGAUGUUUUCACCGAGGAGCCCCCAUCUAAAGACUGUAAAUUAGUACAACAUGAGAAUGUAAUCGCCACCCCGCAUCUUGGAGCUAGCACAAAAGAAGCGCAGGAGGGUGUAGCCAUCGAAAUAGCGGAGGCUGUAGUAGGAGCAUUGCAGGGAGAGCUAUCUGCAACAGCUGUUAAUGCUCCCAUGGUUGCUCCAGAGGUUUUAUCGGAAUUGGCUCCUUAUGUUGUUCUAGCCGAGAAGCUAGGUAGGCUAGCCGUGCAAUUGGUAGGUGGAGGUAAAGGAAUCCAAUCUGUCAAGGUAGUUUAUAGAUCUGCAAGGGACCCAGAUGACUUGGACACCAGGCUGCUGCGAGCCAUGAUCACAAAAGGUAUCAUCGAGCCAAUAUCCUCCUCAUUCAUCAACCUGGUGAAUGCAGAUUACAUUGCCAAGCAAAAAGGCCUUCGUAUAAGUGAAGAACGCAUGGGUAUUGACUCCUCCCCGGAGUUCCCACUUGAUUCUAUCAAAGUGCAGAUAUCGAACGUGGAUUCCAAGUUUGCCAGUGCAGUUGCAGAGAAUGGAGACAUAAGCAUUGAAGGAAGAGUCAAGUAUGGGAUACCUCACUUGACUUGUGUGGGAUCUUUCGGAGUAGAUGUGAGCUUGGAGGGCAACCUCAUAUUGUGCAAGCAAGUGGAUCAGCCUGGCAUGAUCGGUCAGGUUGGAAACAUACUCGGCAACCACAAUGUUAAUGUCAGCUUCAUGAGUGUCGGCAGGACGAUUCAAAGGAAACAUGCCAUUAUGGCAAUUGGUGUUGAUGAAGAACCAGAGAAGGAAGCUCUUAACAAGAUUGGAAAGGUACCCGCCAUUGAAGAGUUUGUGUUUUUAAAACUAUAGAUAUACAUCAUUUUUCACAAAUUCUGCUCUAGAUUGCUCGCUAAAUGUAUCAUUUUUAAUGGGUUCUAGUAAUAUAUCCAUAUAGGUUUCGCAAGAGAGUAGAAAAUAAAAAAUUAGGAAUAAGUUUUAAGCUGAUUGUGACUUAGCAGCUACUGAUGAUAAUGUUAUGCUACUCUGCGAGGACUUGUUGUUGUA